UGUACGGAUAUUGACGAAGUAUUUUUGACCAUAGCAAAAUAAAACGACACUCGAAAGUCACCAAGUAAAUAGUACGCUUCAUUAUUUUACAAAAUCUCCAAGUAUUUUGAAUUAAACUUGUUACAUUUACCACAAAUUACAAGAGUCCAAGAUGUCUUCAAGAAAAACAGCAGGUCGUCGUGCAACCACAAAAAAACGUGCCCAACGCGCCACUUCCAAUGUCUUUGCCAUGUUUGAUCAGGCACAAAUAGCUGAAUUUAAGGAGGCAUUUAACAUGAUCGACCAAAAUCGCGAUGGAUUUAUCGAGAAAGAAGACUUGCACGAUAUGCUCGCAUCCCUCGGAAAAAAUCCCACGGAUGAGUACUUGGAACAAAUGAUGAACGAGGCACCGGGUCCCAUCAACUUUACCAUGUUUUUGACCUUAUUCGGUGAGAGACUUCAAGGAACCGAUCCCGAGGAUGUCAUUAAAAACGCCUUUGGAUGUUUCGAUGAAGAGAAUUUGGGCAUCAUUUCGGAAGAUAGAUUGCGUGAGCUUUUGACCACUAUGGGAGACCGUUUUACCGAUGAAGAUGUUGAUGAAAUGUUCCGCGAAGCUCCAAUCAAGAAUUCCCUCUUUGAUUACAUCGAAUUUACACGUAUUUUGAAGCAUGGUGCCAAGGAUAAAGAUGAACAAUAAAGAGGCGAGCCGGCAUCGUGCAACAGUAUUUUUUUAUUUAAUCAUUCUUUUUUUCACAAAUUAGCAUUUAAUUAAACAAUUAUGUUUUCUAAACCUAAAAUUAACAUUCUAUAAGAAGAACAUCUAAUUUCGAAGAGAUUUCAUUUCCACUAAACCUAAAUAAAAGACUUUGGACGCUGUCAAAUAAAUAAAAAGUAUUUCCCUUUUGUAAUGUUUAAAAUUGUUACAUUAAAAAAUUUUUGUAUGAAUAAUAAUGUUGACAAAUAAAACUAUUGAUUCG
Messenger RNA from Culicoides brevitarsis, 956 nucleotides. RefSeq names its product myosin regulatory light chain sqh (gene sqh). The coding region runs from base 152 to 676 and encodes 174 amino acids. Gene Ontology annotation, biological process: locomotion; post-embryonic development. The record is from RefSeq and is a predicted model, not a curated record. NCBI's taxonomy places the organism in Eukaryota, Metazoa, Arthropoda, Insecta, Diptera, Ceratopogonidae. Gene Ontology annotation, molecular function: myosin heavy chain binding; calcium ion binding. Gene Ontology annotation, cellular component: cytoplasm; myosin II complex. The transcript has 3 exons.